GGAAAGUACACACUCUCACGGUGCUGCACUGACCCGAAAACAACAAGACGGCACCACAUCUACCGACAACUGCUCAUGACAUCUUCAUAGGAGCCACACGUUGAGAUACAACAAUGGAGAAACCUCCCUUCAGGCAGAGCCAGAGCUGCGGCGACUGGGAGCUGAAGGAGCGGCUGGGAAUGGGAGGCUUUGCUCAUGUUUACCUCUACCAGCAUCAUGAAACAAAUGAGAAACUAGCUGUGAAAAUGUGCCGUCUUGAGCUGACACCAAGAAACAAGGACAGAUGGAGCAGAGAAAUCCAGAUCAUGAAAAAGUUAAAUAAUAUCAACGUUGUGACAGCCAGAGAAGUCCCGGACGAGAUGAUGCAUAUAGCCUUAAAUGAUCUUCCGCUGCUGGCCAUGGAGUACUGCUCCAGGGGAGACCUGAGGAAGAUGUUGAGCAAACCUGAAAACUGCUGUGGCUUGAAAGAAAGUGAAGUGCUCUCCUUACUGAAUGAUGUCGGAUCUGGUAUCCAGUAUCUGCACGAAAACAAGAUCAUACACAGAGACCUUAAACCUGAAAACAUAGUGCUGCAAGAUAUUAGCGGAAAGCUGGUUCACAAAAUUAUUGACUUGGGCUACGCUAAAGACCUGGACCAGGGCAGCCUGUGCACCUCCUUUGUUGGCACGCUGCAAUACUUGGCUCCUGAGCUGUUUGAGAAUAAGCCGUACACUGUGACUGUGGACUACUGGAGCUUUGGCACUAUGAUAUUUGAAUGCAGUUGUGGUUUCCGUCCUUUCCUGCACAACCUGCAACCUGUGCAGUGGGCCAGCAAAGUGCGGAAUAAAGGUCCAAAAGACAUCAUGGCUGUAGAGGAACUGAAUGGAGAAGUCAGGUUCUCCACACAUCUCCCUUACCCCAACAACCUCAGCAGGACGCUGUUGGAGACGAUGGAGGCGCUGCUUCAGCUGAUGUUAAAGUGGGAUCCGGUCCACAGAGGAGGCAAAGUCAACACAGAAAGCAAGAAGCCGCUGUGCUUUGAAGUGCUGGAACAGAUACUGAAUAUGAAGGUGGUCCACAUCCUGAACAUGACCACAGCACAGGUCCACUCCUUCGAGCUGACACCGGAAGAGAGUCUCCACAGUCUGCAGAAACGCAUCGCGGCCGAGACCAAGAUCGACAUUUUGAACCAGGAGCUGCUGCAGGAGACGGGAGUGUCCCUGGACCCCAGGAAACCCGCUGCACAGUGUGUCCUGGAUGGAGUGAGAGGGUGGGACAGCUACAUCGUCUACCUGUUUGAUAAGAGCAUCACUAAGUACUCCGGCCCUUUCAGUGCCAGACAGCUGCCUGAUAAAGUCAACACUAUCGUGCAAGAUGCCAAAACGCAGCUGCCCCUGGUUGUGCUGAAGAAGGUUUGGGGCGAAGCAGUGAGCUACAUCUGUGGCCUGAAGGACGACUACAGCAGGCUUUUCCAAGGACAGAGAGCCGCUAUGUUGAGUCUCCUGCGCUACAACACCAACCUGACCAGGUGUAAAAAUAGCAUGUUCGGCUUCUCACAGCAGCUAAAAGCCAAGCUGGACUUCUUCAAGAGCAGCAUCCAGUACGACCUCGAGAAGUACAGCGAUCAAAUGCACUAUGGGAUAUCUUCUGAAAAGAUGCUGAAAGCCUGGCAGGAGAACGAGGAACGAGCAGCUGCUUUUGCACAGGUGGCGGAGGUGAGCCAUCUGGAUGACGAGAUCAUGGCUCUGCAUUCGGAGAUCGUAGAACUUCAGAGGAGCCCCUACGCCCGUCGCCAAGGAGACAAGAUGGAGCAGCUAGAAGAAAAGGCGAUUGAGCUCUACAAGCAACUGAAGAUGAAAUGCAAAACACCUGAGCCAGAUACGAGCAGCGACAGCUCUGAGAUGGUGAAGGCCAUCAUUCAGACGGUCCAGAACCAAGACAAGGUCCUCAAAGAUCUGUACACACAUCUCAGUAAGAUCCUGAUAAGCAAACAGAAGAUCAUUGACUUGUUUCCGCGAAUUGAGAAAACCCUCGAGAGCAUCAAGGACGCUGACAACACGGUCAUGCAGAUGCAGAUCAAGAGGCAGAGAGAGUUCUGGCAUUUACUCAAAAUCGCCUGUGCUCAGAACUCGUCACGAAACUCCAUCGCUGCAAGUCCCGAGUCGUCCAACCUGCUGCAGGUCUCUCAGUGGUCACAGUCGGCUCAACCUGUCAGCUCCCCGCAUCCUCUCACCUCCCUACCUGGGCCCAAUGACAGUGACGCUGCCCCGCGCCUGCUGCAGGAGAACCAGAAGUACCUCAGUCAGCUGACAAGUCUGAUGCAGGAGGCGGCGGAUGAACAGGCCAAUAGCAUAGUGGACCAAGACUGGAGCUGGACGAAAUACGAAUCCCACACGUCAAAAUUAAAAAAGCGAAACGCGUAAGCUCUGCGUCUUCCUCUUCCUUCUCCAUCAUCAUCAUCCCUCCCCACCUGUGCUCCCAGUAACACUACUAUGGACUGUGAAGCUGUUAAGAGUGUACGAGAGCCGUAAAACGUUGUACAGGUUUGUACAUGGACUCGACAUAUUCUCUUUAAAAAAAAAAGAAAAGAAAGAAAAAAACAACAAAAAAUUUAAAAAAGAGAGACGGCAUUUACGCACAUGCUCAGUUGGUGUCUGUCCGCUCCCUUCGUCUUAAUGGUGGAAAGUUUAAUUUUUUUUAUAUGAGAAAACAAUGAAGCUGUGUCACCCUUUUUUUUCUCUCCUUUUUUUCCGCACAAUAUUUAAAAACAAAAAACAAACAAACAAACGAUGCGGAUUUCUACUGUUACUGCAAAAUAAAAUCGAGCAAACUGUAGCACCGGACUUUCGGGAGGGUUUUUGGAUUCAUCACACGGGAGCGAGAGUGCCGGACAGGAACAUUGAUGGGAACUUGCUCAACCUCGUGACAUACAAGGAAAACAGAGGAAGUGGUUCGGGGGUGGAGGGAGGGGAGGGGAGGGGGGAGGCGGGGGUAAAGGAGGAAAUUACAAUCAAGCAAACAGCACUUUGAUACUCCCAUGUAUCCUUUCUGUAAAGAGUCGCACCAGGCUGCCAGAACUGUCGCAAGAUUUACAGUCAAGACGAGGAGACAGAAACUCAUGUUCAAUUUGAUAUAUUUUACAAUUAAUCAUUCUGGGGUUUAGAUAUAUGUAAAUGUUUUUUUUUUGUUCUUUUUUUUUGUUCUUUUUAAAUAAAGUGUUAUAUACAUAUAUAUAUAUAUAAAUAUCAUAGGCAGGAGUCUUAGUGAGGAUCUAUCAUGAUUUAAAUGUGACAGAAGUGGCUGGCCAUUAUGUUUAUACCAUGUCGAUACUUUUUAAUUGUCCUGUAGAUACGAUUGAGGUUCUGUUGUCUCAGUUAUGUGCACAUCACUGUUCACCGGAGUGGUUUCCGCUGCGUUCAAGUCACACAGAGAGCUGAAAUGAUGAGAUGAUGAAUCAAGAGACGGUGAAUUAGUUUUCCUUCUUUUUUUUUUUUUUCUUUUCUUUAAAGGAAAAAUGUCUCCAGUGUGACAAUCUGUUGAUUGUGAUAGGAAAUUAAAUAUUUUUGCACUUAUGCUCAAGGCAAUUUUAUAUAGACGUCACCUUCAGCUCUGGGAAUUUAUAAAGGGCAUGUGUCACUAUUUUCUGAGCAAAAAAAACCCCAAUUUUAAUUAAUAAAGAAAAUAAUCUGCAAAUUAAUCUAUAAUGAAAAUAAUUGUUAGUUGCAGCCUUAAAGUCAAAUAGGAUUUAUUUACCAAGUCAUGUCAACAUUCAGGUGUCUACACAUGUUUUUACUGCUGAAAUACAUCAAAUUUCAACAUUUAUGUUUAGUAUUGUACACGAUCCCUUACUGACUAACAAACAAAUAAAUAAAUAAUAAUUACAGCUGUGAAGUUCAGGUUUACAUGAAAGUUCUGAUGUAUCAGAAACAGCGUUUAAUAAAAAAUGUACAUUCAUUUCUCACUUAGUAACUUAAAGUAAUUUACCUGAAAUUUCAUUUUAACCUUCACAUGAUCAACCCUGCAAUCAUUAACAGUAUUGAGUCUGAUAACGCUCAUAAAUAAGGCUGCCUCUAACUAUUGUUUUAAUUAUUGAUUAAUCUGGUGAUUAUUUUGUCAAUUAUUUAGUUAAUUUUUUUGUCUAUUAAAACUCAGAUAAUAGUGAAAAAUGCAUAUUUACAUUUCCCAGAG
Molecule: messenger RNA, 4167 nt
Organism: Scomber scombrus (Atlantic mackerel)
Lineage: Eukaryota; Metazoa; Chordata; Actinopteri; Scombriformes; Scombridae
Product: inhibitor of nuclear factor kappa-B kinase subunit alpha-like
Exons: 22
Coding region: 114-2402 (762 amino acids)
Biological process (GO): peptidyl-serine phosphorylation; tumor necrosis factor-mediated signaling pathway; positive regulation of transcription by RNA polymerase II
Cellular component (GO): cytoplasm; IkappaB kinase complex
Molecular function (GO): ATP binding; IkappaB kinase activity
Source: RefSeq, a predicted model, not a curated record